AUGCCCCCGGUCCCCGGCACCGAUCCCAGCCUCUUCUACGGCGACACCAGCGACUUGACCCGCGUCUACGACACGCACUCGAUCGCCUCUUACUGGUCUUCCGACCCCUCCGACCACGAGAGCGCCCUCCCGAUCCUCGGACACCACCAGACCGUCGUCGGAUAUCAGACCAUGGCCCAAACCGACCAGCAGGGCGCCGCCGCCGCCGCCUCUGCCACCCAGGCCCAGUCCCAAGGAGGCGGAGGCAGCCUCAAGGACCGCAUGUGCCCCAACAUGCGCGGCUGCUGGUCCUUCUCGUGGGAGGCCUACAGCCUCAAGACCGCCGACAAGGCCGUCCUCUUCCGCCGCAUCUGCAUGUACGUCAUCCUCGGCAUCCGCACCGCCAUGUCCGUCAUCGGCGUCGUCCGCGACAUCAUCCAUGCCCGCGUCGCCGGCUUCAUCAUCGGCAUCAUCCUCGGCGUCAUCGGCUUCUUCUUCAUCGCCUGGUGCCUCGCCGUCAUCGGCCAGGCCGAGGGCCGCCGCAAGGUUCUCGGCGUCAUGGUGGGACGCUGGCACUUCGACGUCUUCCUGCUCGUCACGGCCUUCAUCCACGCCGCUCUUCUCAUCGGAAGCUUCUUCGGUCUGGGCUCCGCCGGCGGCCACGCCACCUGGCUCAUCAUGUGGCUGCUCAUCUUUCUCGUCGCCUGGAUCGGCACCUGGCCCGCCGAGCAAGAGAGCUACGCCUGA
Colletotrichum higginsianum IMI 349063 is the source of this 726-nucleotide messenger RNA. RefSeq lists its product as uncharacterized. The record is from RefSeq and is a predicted model, not a curated record. The transcript is spliced from 2 exons. NCBI's taxonomy places the organism in Eukaryota, Fungi, Ascomycota, Sordariomycetes, Glomerellales, Glomerellaceae. The coding region runs from base 1 to 726 and encodes 241 amino acids.